CUGUAACCCAUGCAAUUACAAAUGGCUGCGGAGACUUAGGACGACGAAAACAAUUUACCAGUUUUUUCAUCCACUUUUAUCACAUUCAUCUCGACCAAUAUCUUAAUUUUGUUACUAAAAUCUAAAAGGAUCAUAUAUUGUCCACUCAUUUAGCGUGUCAUUUAUACUAACCGAAUCACUCAAACGGAGGGAAAAUGUCGGGAAAGCUGAAGGUUGCUGUUGUUUGUUCGAGUAAUCAAAACAGAAGUAUGGAGGCGCACGCAGUACUAAGCAAAAAGGGCUACAACGUCAAAUCAUUCGGAACUGGUGCAAACUGUAAACUUCCCGGCUCCGCUCCAGACAAACCAAACAUCUACGACUUUCGGACGACCUACGAGGAGAUGUACAGGGACCUGGAAAGCAAAGACAAACAACUCUACACACGAAACGGCAUCUUGUCCAUGCUGGACCGAAACAGACGCAUCAAGCAGCGGCCGGAGAGAUUCCAGAACAGCAAGGAGAAGUUUGACAUUGUGGUAACGGCUGAGGAGAGAGUCUACGACCAAGUUAUAGAAGAUUUCAAUACAAGGGAAGAAGACUCGGGCGAACCUGUGCACGUGAUCAACAUCGAGAUCAUGGACAACCACGAAGAGGCCACGCUAGGGGCGUUCACCAUCUUGAAAUUGUGCCAACUUCUUGAAGGGUGCACGGACUUGGAGAGAGACAUUGAUGAAAAAAUACUGAAGUUUGAGCGAGAAAGCAACAGGGAUAUCCUACACACUAUUUGCUUCUACUGACGGGACAAAAAUUGAAUGAACACUGUACAUGUAGGCCUACCUCGAUAGUGUGUCAGCAUCAUCUCCAGGGACCUCAAACCAGAACUCUUUAUGUUGAUGAUGAUGUCAUUAAACCAAGCACUGCUAGUGUGUGGAGCCUAUAUAUAGGAAUGCUGAGUUUAACCCGUGCUGAGUUUGAACUGUGUGAGAAAUGCGCGUGCGUGGACAUGAGUAGUUAAUAGCAAGACUGGCGCCAUGCAGGGCCGGGUCCGAAUUACUUGACUACGGCUGGAAAUAGCACACGGGUCCAUGAGAAGUGGCUGUAGCCACUUCCAUUGAAGCGUGUAGCCACUUACAUAGGCGCGUGUGUAAUUUUUCAGCCAUAGCCAAGAAAUUCGGACACGGCUCAUGUUUAUGUUCUAUAUAGGUGGAGGGGGCACCAGACCGAGGUCAGUUCUCAAACUUCGGUUCUAUCACCAGCUUAGGCUCCAGGUUUCAACUCCCAUUUAGAAAUCGGGCUUGAUUGUGUCUAUUUUUUGCAACUGUAACAUCCAAUCUAAACAGUUCUGAGUCUGAAUUUCGAAGUUUUGUCAGUUUUGUUUCAACAAUGAAUGCAUUGCAUUUAACGAUUUAGGUUCAAGCUUUAAACGGUCCCAGGCCAAAGAUGAAGUUGAAGCCAGAGACGUCCAAGUGCGCCCUCUGUUGUUAUACGUAAGGGGAGGUCUGCAUCCGCAACGCGCACCGCAGAGGUUCAUUAUUUUGUUCACAUAAUAAUAUUCCCACCAUAAUUUAUUUUCCUAUAACUAUUGUACUUGUCUUAUUUUAAAUUGCUGAAAGUUAUUUUUCUUUAGUGGGCAGUUUUGCGGUAUUUUGUUUGAUAUUGCACAAGUUAAUUACAGCUUCCAUUAUAAAUAUGCUUCGUUUAGAUAAAUUUAAUGAUGUAGAUAUGUAUUAUCAAGUUUACUAACAUUUUGGUAUGAAAAAAAAUCAGGCAUUUUAAACCGUACCUAUACGACUUUGAAAGUUGCACUGUGACACAAAUCAAUUCUGGAUUACAUAGAAAAAUUAAAUUGAUCAGAAAAUUAAAAUUGUCUUACAAAGCCAAUUGUA
Messenger RNA from Patiria miniata (bat star), 1865 nucleotides. RefSeq names its product RNA polymerase II subunit A C-terminal domain phosphatase SSU72-like. Gene Ontology annotation, biological process: termination of RNA polymerase II transcription. The record is from RefSeq and is a predicted model, not a curated record. Lineage: Eukaryota; Metazoa; Echinodermata; Asteroidea; Valvatida; Asterinidae. Gene Ontology annotation, cellular component: nucleus; mRNA cleavage and polyadenylation specificity factor complex. The coding region runs from base 195 to 776 and encodes 193 amino acids. Gene Ontology annotation, molecular function: RNA polymerase II CTD heptapeptide repeat phosphatase activity. The transcript is spliced from 5 exons.